This is a messenger RNA of Closterium sp. NIES-65, 345 nucleotides long. The record is from the annotation of a GenBank genome assembly. Lineage: Eukaryota; Viridiplantae; Streptophyta; Zygnematophyceae; Desmidiales; Closteriaceae.
AUGGCUUCCCUCGUCACCGUCACUGCUGUCUCCUCCGUCAAACUCUCAUCAUCCCAGUUUAUGGCGUCGCAUAAGCCCUCAGUAGAAGCUGGUCGGAGCAAGGGCAGAGUUUUCCAGGUUCGUGUUCGCGCGUCUGACGACGAAAACAAGCCAGUUGUCGGCCCGGAUGUUGCCGCUGUCGCCGCAAAGACCGGCUCGAUCCUCUGCACGGACUGCGAAGGAAACGGCGCGGUGCAGUGCAAGCAGUGCCAGGGCGGAGGAGUGAACCUGGAGGAUCACUUCCAGGGCCGCUUCAAGAAGGGCACCAGCUGCUGGCUCUGCAGGGUGGCUGACUGCCUGUUCUAA